Molecule: messenger RNA, 306 nt
Organism: Letharia columbiana
Lineage: Eukaryota; Fungi; Ascomycota; Lecanoromycetes; Lecanorales; Parmeliaceae
Exons: 1
Coding region: 1-306 (101 amino acids)
Source: RefSeq, a predicted model, not a curated record
AUGGCCCCACUCCAGAACAACACGCCAAUGACUGUCAAAGAGGAGCAGGAUAGGAGAGACCUGAUUUGCAUCCGAAUGGAGGCGGCCACGCCUCCAGUGUGCCGCGAUAGACCUAGCACGACUGUCUUUAAAGAAAACAAAACUGCCUACAGGUGUCACAAGCGCACUGAGCCCGCCGAUGAGGACAAAGACUACGUGAAGGUGGAUGAGGGCAAAGACUACGUGAAGGUGGAUGAGGACAAAGACUACGUGAAGGGAUUGGAGGUAGUGGAUGAGAUGGAGAUGAGCGACUGGGAGGAAAUUUGA